AUGGUUCUUGCUGAUCCUGAUGCUGUUCUCACCAAUGAACAGCGUAUGGAAGAGGUUUUCAAGAAAUCCGAAGUGCAUAACAUGGGGCUUGCAGAAAGAGAGUUCCGUUCCUUCUCAGCAAAUCCAGAAUUGUUUCCUGCGUACAACCUUUUUGUUGGUGAAUUUGACAACCCAAUUGCGGAAGCUGAUGCUUCGAUCGCGGCAGCUCAAGCAGCCAUUCAGGUCUGUCAAGAACAGAAGAAGAUCAGGGUGAUGAUUGAAGAGAUAGAUGCUGUGAAGAAAAAUAUUGAAAAGGUUCUUGAGGGCUACGCAAAAUCGGUGGAGCACAUUGGGGGGAUCUACAAACAGCAAGCUAGCCAUGAUGCGGUGUGUCAAAAAAUGUGGGAGGAAAGAGAUGAGAGCGUUUUCGAUCUUUCUCCGCAGAAGCGAAAGUAA
Molecule: messenger RNA, 435 nt
Organism: Seminavis robusta
Lineage: Eukaryota; Bacillariophyta; Bacillariophyceae; Naviculales; Naviculaceae
Source: the annotation of a GenBank genome assembly